Messenger RNA from Hemibagrus wyckioides, 2200 nucleotides. It is a transcript of the gene slc35a4, whose product is annotated as solute carrier family 35 member A4. NCBI's taxonomy places the organism in Eukaryota, Metazoa, Chordata, Actinopteri, Siluriformes, Bagridae. Gene Ontology annotation, molecular function: pyrimidine nucleotide-sugar transmembrane transporter activity. The record is from RefSeq and is a predicted model, not a curated record. Gene Ontology annotation, biological process: pyrimidine nucleotide-sugar transmembrane transport. Bases 1 to 981 code for a protein of 326 amino acids. Gene Ontology annotation, cellular component: Golgi membrane. The transcript has a single exon.
AUGAUCAUCAUUAAGAAUGUUGGUUCUAGUGAAACACAACCUCCACGCACAAAGCGGUGGCUCCAUGGCCCUCGUUGGCUCUUUCUCUUGAUCAUCUCAGUCCUCAUCUAUGGUUCUCACGCCCCUCUCAUCGCUCUCACUAAAUCAGACGGUCAUGUUCCCUUCAGCCCUUCAUCCUGCGUUGUUCUGAUCGAACUUAGCAAGCUGCUGAUCUCCUUCAGUGCUCUGUUUGCUUCAGGGGACAUCCACACCAUCAAAGUUUCUGUAUCCUGGGUGGCAGCGGUGCCGUACGCUCUCCCUGCUCUGCUUUACGCGUUCAACAACAACCUGGUGGUGUUCAUGCAGGCCUACAUGGACCCCAGUUCUUUUCAGGUUCUUAGCAACUUGAAGAUCGCUUCCACCGCUCUGCUCUACACUUCCUGCCUGAAGAAGAGGCUGCGUCGGGCUCAGUGGAUGGCUCUGGCGUUACUCAUGGUGGCCGGGGCACUUCACAGCUACUCCAGCCUGGAUUGGGAGAUCCCGGAUCAGGGAGGGGAGAACGCAAGAGCCAGGCUUCAUGUCACAGCCUGGGGACUGCUGCUCGUCCUUCUUUACUGCUUCGUAUCCGGACUCGCUGCAGUCUACACCGAGAAAGUUUUAAAAAGCCAGCGUCUGCCUCUAAGUCUGCAGAAUCUCUUUCUCUAUAUAUUCGGCGUAGGGAUCAACCUGACAUCGCAUCUCUACAGCAGUGGAACAGAGCAGGCAUUUCUACACGGUUAUUCCACACUGGUGUGGGUCAUCGUAGCAGGACAGGCAGCUAACGGCCUGCUGAUGUCUGUAGUAAUGAAACACGGAACUGGAAUCGCGCGACUCUUCAUCAUCUCCUCAGCCAUGCUGGUGAACAGCGUGCUCUCCUGGUGGCUACUGGGAUUGCAGCUCACGCCUUUCUUUCUCCUGCCUGUGCUGCUGAUCGCAGUGGCUGUGUACCUCUAUUACAGGUAAAUGUGAAGAAGUAGAGCUGCACACUUAGCCGAAGGUUAUUCAGGAUUUCAAUAUCUGAGGCUUGGUAAAUACAUUAAACACAGCUAACUCAAGGGUUUAUGUGAUCUGCUAAUGACAUACAUUGAUUUUUGUUUUAAACGUUGCCACGUUGAACCAUAAGCACCCUAGAUUUUAGUUUAUUAUUAGUUUUAUACACAAGUUAAUGCAAAUUACACACACACACAUAUAUGCAUACAUACAGAGAGAGAGAGAGAGAGAGAGAGCAUUCAAAACAAUGAGUUUUACUGUAAGUCCCAUGUUUAUGCAUCAAAGAAGUCAGUUUAAUGACAAUAUUUAGUAUUAAAAUAAAACUCCCACAGAAACAGUAGACCCCUUAUUGGACAUUUUGAAGGAAAUAUUAUAUCACAAUACUUUAAAACAGUUCUAUAGUACACAGCUUUGUACAUGAUAUCUGUUCGCUAACAAACUAGCAUCAAAACAACAGAAUUUUGGUUCGGUGAACCUUUUAUUUAGUGAACACCGAAAAGGAAGAAAACUAAAGCGGUGGGUGGAGCAAAGCAUUUAAUCAUUUUAAAUAUUUAAUAUUAAAUGAUGGGGGAAAAAAUCAGCUGUAAUUCCAUCUAAAAAAGUUUUUAAAAAGACAUGAACAGUGCAUUCGGAUAAAAAGUGUCGCAGUCGAGUCGAAUAAAAUAAAUACAAAUAAAUUAAAUAAAAAUAAAGAGAUUUUAAUAUAAAAUGAUUACUUUGUGGAUUGUUGUUCUACAUCUACCAGUGAGUAUAACUAAAACCACACCUGAAUUUCUGUUCUAUCUCAGUGAAUCGCAAGAGUUUCUUGAAUAACAUGAAUGCUUUAAAAAGUAUAGGAGACAAAAGGUCGUUUCUUUCACUCGUUUGAUUUUUUUCCUGAAUUACAAUAAUGAUGGAUAAUAGUCAGUACUGAGGAAAAUAAUCCUAAUCAUUUCAACCUUCACUGUGCAGCCCUUUAUUAUUAUAAAUGUUACUUUAUCUAUUAGUCUGUUCAUAUAUAUAUUUAAAUAUAGGUUUUGGCUGGAUUAGGUGUGUGCUGUGUGUUGAAACAUAUUCAUCUCUUUUAUGUUGAGUGCCAUGUUUUGAGUUUUGUUUUCUUUAAAUUAUGCUAAACAAUGCAAAAGUUAAUGUAGCACAGAGUCUGAAAGUAUUUAUGGAUGAAAUUAUGGAAAUAAACAUAUGUCAUGGCUUG